GCCAUGUGGGUGCUAAGAACCAGUCUGACCCUGGCGCUGGGCGCAGGGGUGGGCGUGAUCGCGGAGGGCUGGCGGCGGCGACGGCAGGCAGACGCGCAGGCAGGGCCAGGUCUGUUAGGUCGCCUGCCUGUGCUGCCUGUGGCGGCGGCGGCCGAGCUUCCCACUGUUCCUUCGGGACCGGUAGGUGGCGAGCUGGCCAAGUAUGGGCUGCCUGGGCUGGCGCAGCUCAAGACCCGCGAGUCAUAUGUACUGUGCUACGACCCACGUACCCGCAGCGCGCUUUGGGUGGUCGAGCAGCUGCGGCCUGAGCGGCUCCGCGGCGAAGGCGACCGCAGCUCGUGCGACUUCCGCGAGGACGAGUCGGUGCAUGCGUACCACCGUGCCACCAAUGCCGACUACCGCGGCAGCGGCUUCGACCGCGGCCACCUCGCAGCCGCAGCCAACCACCGCUGGAGUCAGAAGGCAAUGGACGAUACCUUCUAUCUGAGCAACGUCGCUCCCCAGGUGCCCCACCUCAAUCAAAAUGCCUGGAACAACCUGGAGAAGUACAGCCGCAGCUUGACCCGCACCUACCAAAAUGUCUAUGUCUGCACGGGACCACUCUUCCUGCCCAGAACAGAAGCUGAUGGGAAGUCCUACGUGACGUACCAGGUGAUUGGCAAGAACCACGUGGCCGUGCCCACACACUUCUUCAAGGUGCUGAUCCUGGAGGCAACAGGUGGGCAAAUUGAGCUCCGUUCCUAUGUGAUGCCCAAUGCACCUGUUGAUGAGGCAGUCCCGCUGGAGCGCUUCCUGGUGCCCAUCGAGAGCAUCGAGCGGGCCUCAGGGCUGCUCUUUGUGCCAAACAUCUUGGCACGGGCAGGCAGCCUUAAGGCCAUCACUGCUGGCCGCAAGUGAGGGCGCCUGCCGAGUAAGAUUGUGGGUUUAUGAGGCUGGGCUGCAUUAAAGGUGGUUAUUUUUGGA
Orycteropus afer afer is the source of this 963-nucleotide messenger RNA. It is a transcript of the gene ENDOG, whose product is annotated as endonuclease G. Gene Ontology annotation, cellular component: nucleus; mitochondrial inner membrane. Gene Ontology annotation, molecular function: RNA endonuclease activity; single-stranded DNA endonuclease activity; nucleic acid binding. NCBI's taxonomy places the organism in Eukaryota, Metazoa, Chordata, Mammalia, Tubulidentata, Orycteropodidae. Gene Ontology annotation, biological process: apoptotic DNA fragmentation. The record is from RefSeq and is a predicted model, not a curated record.